AUGUGUUACACGUGUUAUAUUUUUCAGAAUGGUGACGCGAUGGCUGGCCAUCUACACGAGGAAAUGCGCGUGAUCAGGACAGUCAUGUCGAAGUUCGUAAAGAUGCACGUGAUAAAGAGCGCAGCUGAUGUUACGAAGGUGGACUACGCAACCCGCCACAACCAGCAUGACGAUGAUAACAUCGGCGUUGGUCAGGACGCUCGUAACUACAUGAAGAGUGAUGACGUCACAUCACAGACAAAAGCAAAUUUCUUCAGUAAGGUCCGCGCCUUCUACAUGGAAAUGACGGAGAAGAUGUUGAGCAAGUUCCCCGUGAACAACCCUAUCCUCAAGAGCCUUGGCUUUCUGCGACCAGAGCUCAGAGACAGCACUCCUGCUAAAUCCGUCUGCGACCUGGCCGUUCGCCUUGGGAGUCGGGACGGUUGAUGCCAUACAGGAUGAGUUUGUAGACUAACAGUUGAUAGCGCACAGUUCACGCCCCGCCUACAAGAAUGG
Mya arenaria is the source of this 495-nucleotide messenger RNA. RefSeq lists its product as uncharacterized. The coding region runs from base 1 to 426 and encodes 141 amino acids. Lineage: Eukaryota; Metazoa; Mollusca; Bivalvia; Myida; Myidae. The record is from RefSeq and is a predicted model, not a curated record. The transcript has 2 exons.